CGCCGGCCAGUGAGAGAAAGAAAAGGAACACAUGGAGGGCGAGGGGAGCAGAUCGAAGACGGUGUGCGUGACCGGCGCCGGCGGCUUCGUCGGCUCGUGGCUCGUGAAGCGGCUCCUGUCCACGGGCGAGUACACGGUGCAUGGCACCGUUCGCGACCUCGGUGAUCGCAAGACCGGCCACCUGAGGGCGCUGGACGGCGCCGGGGAGCGGCUGCGGCUGUUCAAGGCCGACGUGCUGGACUACGCCAGCGUGGCGUACGCCGUGUCCGGCUGCGGCGGCGUCUUCCACGUCGCCAGCCCCGUCCCCGCCGACAAACCCCAGAACCCAGAGGUGGAGGUCCUGGCUCCGGCGGUGAGGGGCACGCAGAACGUGCUCAAGGCCUGCCACCAAGCUAAGGUCGGCCGUGUCGUGGUAGUGUCGUCGGCCGCCGCGGUGGCCAUGAACCCCAGCUUCCCCAGGGACGCCGUCCUGGACGAGGACGCGUGGUCAGACGAGGACUACUGCAGAACCACCGGGAUGUGGUACGCCCUCUCCAAGACACUGGCCGAACGCGAGGCUCUGGCUCACACGGAGCAGACCGGCCUGGACGUGGUCACCGUGUGCCCGCCCUUGGUCCUCGGCCCGCUGCUGCAGAGCGUGGCCAACACCAGCAGCUUGGUCCUCAUCAACCUGCUCAAAGGCAAGCCUUUCUUCCAGAGGCAACAAGCAAUCGUGGAUCAAUUCACGCGUACAUAUAUGUCUUGCUUUGUUGCGUGCGCAGGCGACCCCGACACCGUGGAGGACAAGGCGAGGAACGCGGUGGACGUCCGGGACCUCGCCGACGCGCUCGUGCUGGCGUACGAGAGCCCGGAGGCGUCUGGGCGGUACAUCUGCGGCGCAUAUCGAAAGAAGCUCUCUGAAAUGGCCGGCAUCGUCAAGAGCUUCUAUCCAGAUCUUAACCAGCCAAAGAUAUUCGUUGAAGCAGAAGACGAGGACAAGAUGGUGAGCUCCAGGAAGCUGCAGGCGCUGGGGUGGAAGUUCAGGGCGGUGGAGGAGUGCCUCAGGGACAGCGUGGAGUCCUACAGGGCCGCUGGGCUGCUGGAGUGAGCGGCCGAGAUCUUCUUAUAGAGAAGAAGCGUGGCAGUGGUAAACUGAAGGACGGUGUGUUACAUUCCGCCUGUGGAAUCCAAUGUGGUGCUCAAACUUCGAAAUUCAGCAUAAAACGAGCUAGAAGGCAGCGUAGCAAAUUAAGAAAAAAAGAAAAAAAAAUGUGUGUCAAGAGUGGGAUUUGAACCCACGCCCUUUCGGACCAGUACCUGAAACUGGCGCCUUAGACCAA
Messenger RNA from Triticum aestivum (bread wheat), 1319 nucleotides. Its product is annotated as cinnamoyl-CoA reductase 1. Bases 32 to 1087 code for a protein of 351 amino acids. The transcript has 5 exons. The record is from RefSeq and is a predicted model, not a curated record. Gene Ontology annotation, molecular function: oxidoreductase activity, acting on the CH-OH group of donors, NAD or NADP as acceptor. Lineage: Eukaryota; Viridiplantae; Streptophyta; Magnoliopsida; Poales; Poaceae.